Molecule: messenger RNA, 2644 nt
Organism: Ornithorhynchus anatinus (platypus)
Lineage: Eukaryota; Metazoa; Chordata; Mammalia; Monotremata; Ornithorhynchidae
Gene: TOR1AIP2
Product: torsin 1A interacting protein 2
Exons: 5
Coding region: 562-2163 (533 amino acids)
Biological process (GO): membrane organization
Cellular component (GO): membrane
Molecular function (GO): ATPase activator activity
Source: RefSeq, a predicted model, not a curated record
UAUUUUUUUCCCCUGGGGUCGAUCAUUCGAAAAUCGCUCUUUUUCCUUUGUAAGUUACUGAAAACCAGUUCGAAUCUGCUAAUUAAAAUUUGGCAAAUACUUGGGGUUUGCAAUCAGGAAGUGUAGUUGUAGAACGUCUUAGAAAACGGAAAAAAAAAAAACUACCAGUCCCAUUAUCCCUCGGAAGCCCUUUCCCGAGGGCAGAGUUCACUGUCACGUUGACAGGGGAAGGAUUUAAGGUUGUGGGUGUGUGGAUUCGUGCGUGUUUUUUUUUUUUCCCCCUGCCCGGAAUCGAAUCUAAAAGUUGUCCUCAAAAUUUGCAUUUGGCCUCCGUUCGGGUCUGUAUGAUAAAGUCCACUUUUAAGGACCCCCGCCAUGCGCCAGGAAGAAUCCGUGUAUUCAAAGCCCUGGUCUGAGUUCCAGGAGGCAUGAGAUUCUGGGGACCUGGGAAACUCUUCAGAACUGAGAGGGAAAAGCAAGGCACCUCCACAAGGAGAACAAGACUGUAAAAUCUUAUCUUCCACUCAACACCUGUCCUUUCCUUUCUGGGAGAAAGCAACAAUGUCAGAAAGUGAACAUCGGCCACCAGAAGAAGGCUAUUCAUUAGAAGACACACUGACAAAGACAUCUCUGGAAAAUGAGGGUGAGAUCACAUCAGGUCCCUCUGAAGAAAGUUCUACUUCUGAUCAUAUGGUUGUGACCCCAAAGAUAGAGGCAGUUGGAUCCCAAAACCUAGACCCAGAGAGUGAACCUGCAAAUUCCGACAACACAGAUGAAAGGAGAGCUCCAGAGAGAGAAAAAGAGGUGGAUCAUGGCCAAGACUCUCCAACAGGAAAAAAUGGGCAUUUCCCCAACCUCCAAGAAUUAUCUGAAAAACCAUUGGAACAAAACACAAGCGAAAAUAUAGGUAAAGCAUUGGCCUCCCAAGAGACCACUUCGGCAACACUAUCAGGUGGAGAAAAUGAGAAACUGAAAGUUCCACAGGAGCAAAAGGCUGUUGAUGUUCAACCACCAACUCCAGAUCCCAAGGAAACCCAGUCAGUCUCUGACAGAACAAAAACUUUGGAGAAAAAUGCAAGCAAUUCUUCAAGUGAAAAUGUAGACAGAGCAUUGGGCUCCCCAGGGAACAGCUCCUCAAUGCUCUCAAGUGAAGAAAAUCAGAAACCAGAAGCUCCCCAGGAGCAAAAGACUGUUGAUGCUCAACCACCAACUCCAGACCCCCAGGGAACCCAGCCAGUUUCUGACCUGACACCCAAGAAGGAAAGGCUGUUGAAGGAGCAUCACCCCUUACAAGACAGUGCUGAAAGCCUUGGACAACAAAGCAGAGAGCAAACACCUGACAAUGGAAGGGGAAUCAUUCAAAACGUUUUUUUGAAAUAUGAAUACUUCUUUUAUGCUUUCAUGGGUAUAUUCCUUAGUAUUUUCCUGAUCACCAAGAUGGAUCUAUAUUCAGAUUUAUAUUCUUCUCAGGCUCAGUCUCUGCCAGACAACCCUGCCCUGAAUGCCUUCUUGGCUGAAUUCAGCCUCCUAAAACACAAAUUUCCAGGUCAGAGCUCUUUCCUGUGGCAGAGAGGGCGCAAGUUUCUGAAAAAGCACCUCAACACUUCUCACCCCACAGAGCCAGCUACUGUCAUCCUGACAGCUGCUUGGGAGGGAAAGGAAACCCUCAAGUGCCUAAGCCACAACCUUGCGGAUGCCUACUCCUCUUUCAUGAAUCUCCCUGCCAUUCGGAUUGACGGCACUAAACAAAGUCUGAAAGACAGUGAUGACUGUAAAGUUGAGGUGGAUGAGAAGUUGAGCUCUGGAUUCAGGAACGGCAAGAAGGCGGCCGUAGUUCACCGCUUUGAGUCACUCCCUGCAGGCUCCACCCUGAUCUUCUACAAAUACUGCGACCAUGAGAACGCCGCCUUCAAAGAUGUGGCCCUGGUGUUGACGGUCCUGCUGGAGGAGGAGACUCUGGGGAUGAGUUUAAGCCCCAGGGAGGUCGAAGAGAAAGUGAGAGAUCUGCUCUGGGAUCGGUUCACUAACUCAGACACCCCCAACUCCUACAAUCACAUGGACUCUGACAAAUUGAGUGGGCUGUGGAGUCGCAUCUCCCACCUGGUGCUGCCAGUCCAGCCGGUUAAAAUCAUAGAGGAGCAGGGUUGUGCUCUGGAAAACUGAAUGUUGAGAUGUGUCUGUGCCAGCUCACAACAGUGGUAGCAAAGGAGGGGAUGGAGUGCAUUGACAGCUUUGAUGAGUUUGGAGCUGAAAAGCAUCAGUGGAUUCAUUUUUUAAAAUUGGCACUUGUGCCUUGUUUUGAACCUCUUGUAAGGUUCUUCCUGAUUGAAGAGUCGUGAGGCUAAGCAGGUUAAUAUGCCCAUUUAAGACUCCUAUCAGUCAGGAUGAAGGUGUAGCACAAUGGCCUUUUUUUUCCCUCAAUUGAGGCAUUUUUAAAUGUCUGAAAAGAGAAAAAUCCAGGGAGCACAAUUGUCCUGGGAGAAUUUUCAUACCCCUGGGAAAAUUCAGGGGAAACUAACUGUGGGAGUCAUUAUUAUUUGAGUGACACAGCAAUAGAGUUUUUUGGAUAAUGAUUUUAGGAGAUGGCAAUUAGAAUUACAAAUUGUUUUACUUGGUCCAAUUCACAUUAAAUUUUAAGAACUGA